This is a messenger RNA of Penicillium coprophilum, 852 nucleotides long. RefSeq lists its product as uncharacterized. Bases 1 to 852 code for a protein of 283 amino acids. Gene Ontology annotation, molecular function: protein kinase activity; ATP binding. The record is from RefSeq and is a predicted model, not a curated record. Gene Ontology annotation, biological process: protein phosphorylation. NCBI's taxonomy places the organism in Eukaryota, Fungi, Ascomycota, Eurotiomycetes, Eurotiales, Aspergillaceae. The transcript has a single exon.
AUGCGAACGGUGCGAGUCAAAGAGGCAUGGAGCCAACGCUCACAGCCCUCAAUCUCCGGCGAUCUCCAGCCGUGGGAGAGGAAAGGCCGCAGGCUUACAGCUUACGAUGGAUACGAGGCUUACAUUGGCUCCCUGCCACCGGAGGAAAGCAGAGAUUGGAGGGUUGGGGUGUAUGAUGAUCUGGCAGACGCCGAGUUUGAGCGCCUGCUGAGGUCCAUGAGCCGCAUCCCAGACCAUGACAUUUACCCUGUCUUCGAAGCGGGCAUCACCCAGUUCGAGCCCCAGACCUCCACGCAGGACUACUUUCUAAAGCAGCCAAACAUUAGCAUCUACAGUGGAAAGGAUGACGUCGCCCAGCUGAUGCUGGCCGAGGCCUGGGCCAACCAGAGGUUUCUCGCGCACCCUCACAUCAACCUAGGCAGCUAUCUUGGUUGUGUGGUGCGCGGGGGGCGCAUCGUCAGCCUCGCUUUUCCCAAGUACGUCGGGACCCUGGCGGAUCGCGUCAGCAAGGCCCGGCAACUUGGGCCAGCCCACUUCCCGGCCGAGGAACGAGAACGCUGUAUAAACAGCAUUCAGUCUGCCGUCAGACAUCUGCACUCUCUGGGCUACGCGCAUAAUGACAUCUCCGCAUGCAACAUCAUGUUUGACAGCAGCAGUAAUGCUAUGCUCAUUGAUCUGGACUCCUGCGCUCCCAUUGGGGAGAACAUUAAAAAAGGUGGUGUUGUGGGCGGAUGGAGGGGCCCCUUCUUUUGGAAGCAAGAAUUCAAACAGUCAUCAAUCGAGUGUGAUGAACUGUCGCUUCAGUAUGUGCAAAACUGGUUGAGCAGCGAGCUUUCAGGCUACCUGGCUUGA